Molecule: messenger RNA, 436 nt
Organism: Caenorhabditis angaria
Lineage: Eukaryota; Metazoa; Nematoda; Chromadorea; Rhabditida; Rhabditidae
Source: the annotation of a GenBank genome assembly
AUGUCGGUUGAGUCGCUGGUCUUUUGUGUGUCGCGAAGAAUUUGGAGGAAUGAUGAGGUAAGUUUUUGCUAGUUUAUUUAAAAUAAAAAAAAAAAAGUUUGCAUCAGCCCGAUGCGGGGCUCGAACCCGCGACAGCCAGAUUAAGAGUCUGGUGCUCUACCGACUGAGCUAACCGGGCGCACGAAUCAUCUGGUGGCAAUGCCAUUGACAACCACGUGUCUAUCUCUCAAUUUCUCUUUUUUUUAUGUGUGUGAAAAUUUUGACAGAGAAAAAAUGAAAGUGAUUUUUUGAGGACUGGAGUGAUCGUUUACAUACAACUGUCACAUCGAAUAUUCUCAUUGGCUUGGCUGGUUUGGUUGCUGCAAAAUCAUGGAACGACUCACCCAUUGAAUGUAUUGUACCGGCAAUGUUUUCAUCAAGCACAGCCACGGUAUGA